This is a messenger RNA of Harpegnathos saltator (Jerdon's jumping ant), 3293 nucleotides long. Its product is annotated as transcription factor E4F1. Gene Ontology annotation, molecular function: DNA-binding transcription factor activity, RNA polymerase II-specific. The record is from RefSeq and is a predicted model, not a curated record. Gene Ontology annotation, biological process: regulation of transcription by RNA polymerase II. The coding region runs from base 180 to 3158 and encodes 992 amino acids. The transcript is spliced from 8 exons. Gene Ontology annotation, cellular component: nucleus. NCBI's taxonomy places the organism in Eukaryota, Metazoa, Arthropoda, Insecta, Hymenoptera, Formicidae.
AAGACAGAUUCUUCGGUUGACAGUUGGAGGUUAGGAACAAAAAGCUGUACAAAGCAUUGUAUUUAUCACAGCAAAAAAAAUAAGUUUUAGGUAUUUGAAUAUUUAUGAACAGUUUCGACUGUGAUUGAGCUUUUCCUAUCGAGAAAAUAAACAAAUCGAGAUUCAACUCGUUCAACGAAAUGAAUAUGUUAAACGAUGCAAAUACACAAGAGACAAAUACAGAGAUGAAGCUACAGAAGAACGUUCGUCACAAUAUGGUGAAAAUUUUCAAAUGUUCCGAAUGUGGACUGACCUUUGAUCGUGCCUCGCAACUCGGCUAUCAUCAUCGAAGUAUUCACCUAGGAGAGAGAUCUCAAGUAUGUCAGAUAUGUGGGAAAGGUUUCUUCCGCAAAGCAGACUUGCGUACACACCUGAAUGUCCACCUGGGCACAAACUUCUGCAUCUGUGAGUUUUGUGGAAGAAGAUUCAAUCACAUAUCAAAUCUUAUAAGGCACUGCAGAGUGCAUGCAGGAGUUAAGCCUUAUCUAUGCUCAAUUUGUGACAGACGGUUCACGCAAGUUUCCUCGCUAGUAAGACACAAACAAAUAAUACACGGGAUACCAAAGGAAAGCAUGCGUCAGUAUUGCAGUUCUAGUCUUAUCAGCAAUAAAUCUCAAGUCACUGAGCAUGUGUCUAAAGAGAAUGAGUUGCGUAGCUCUCUCGCGACAACACAAAACGCGUCGUUCGAGAGCGCUGUGUUAUCAGAGUAUAAUAGUUAUAAGAAGAUGACAGACAAUAACGUUAAAGAUAGAUAUCAUGAGAAAAUAAGUGCGGAAUCGAAAUGCCAGAGUACUGAUCGAGAAGUAGAUGCACAGAAUAAAGAUAAAAUAUCCAAUCAACAUAAUAUUGACACGAACAACACAGCUGUAACGGCGUAUUUACCUCUGGAGACUGUUAUCUAUGUCACGUCUAAACAGUUCGAAGAAGACAAUCUGGCGGAGAUUGAGCAUCGCUUGUCGCAAGAUUACCUCGCCGGGAUCGAAGAAAAACUCCAAUCCAUCGACUUGUCAACGAGUAAAACCGUUGUUUCGAGUCCUCCUCAGGAUGCAGCCUGUAAUCACGAGCAGGCACAAUCCAAAGACAAUAUAAUUCACCAACAUCAGCUCGAUAAAAACAGUUUUACCUUUUUACCGCGAGAUAGAGGACCCGGUGACGCAGAGGCGCGCGCGAUACAAGACUUUAAGCAGGACUCCGUGGCAAGGAGCGACGUCGGCAAGUUGGAUAUGGGAACGAACUUGCAGACGUGUGAUUCCGAUGAAGUCUCGGCGGAUCCGAAGUUCCUGCAUAAGCAGAUGUGCAAGGAAACCAUCAACGAGGACAGGAAAUGCGAGAAAGCGUCAUUGAACGACGACAAUCAGUUGUACAUCGAGCUGUCCGAGUUGGGCUUGUUAAAGUUUGACGAGUCUCGUUAUUGCGGUAAUACGGAUUUGGACACGGUGAAGUCUGAACACUCCGCGAAUCUCGCUGCUAACAACUUAACGUACGCCCCCGUUUCCGCUGAGAAUCAGGAAAGCUUGCCGCGCAACGAGGGCAACCAGGAGGUUCUAAGCAAUCCCGGUAAUAUAGCGUUGAACAACGAGGACCCGAUGUUGCGUAUGGUGCAGACGGAGGCGGGUGAGCAAUUUUACGAGUUCAUAAGCAACUUGGUGGAGAAGAUGCAAGACAAUUCGAGCGUAGAGAAUACGGGGAACAAAGUGGAAGAGCCGUCGAGCACCUUCGAGCACUGUCGAAGUAACGACUCGCGGGAUACGCGCGAGGAUAACGAGAAGAACGGCCGGACGGAGCACCAGCAGACUCUGGAGGACCUCACCGACAUAAAUCACGAAUUCAACUACACGCAGUUCGAUUUUCACAGAGACGAGAAGAGCUUCACCGUUCUGUGCGACCACGAGUCUGGGCAUUUCCAGCAGGACUCGCGAGAGAACUGUGCGACCGCGCUGCAGGAGAAGAAUUUGCAGACCUACGGCUCCGGUAACCUGGAGCUGCUGGAGAACGAGUCGCACGUGGACUUCGACAAGUACGUCGAGACAAAUUUCGAGGUGUUCGAGCGACUGAAUUAUGAGAACUGCAACGAGAGGUUCUUCGAGUUCGUGGAAGUCGCCGAUAUCGGCGUGGAAUCAUCGUCAUCGGCGAGCAAAGAGUCACCGAUGGUGUGCUUAGUCCAAAACGACGGCGACCAGUUGUUAGAGCUGUUGCAGGACUGUCAGAUCACCGAGCAAGAGUCGGACUUCGCUUCCUCGAGCAAGCUCGACGGCGAUUGCUCGAACGUUCUGCAGGACAACGAUAAGAUCGCUGAUUGCCCCGAGGGUAAGCCGGACUUCUUCGCGUACGUGGAGCCCGGCGCGCUGUUGAAGGAAGACAUGAGCAACGAGCGAGGCACCGCAGACUCAGGUAACUCUUUGUACACGGAUCUGAUGAUCAACAACGAUAUGAGCGUAAGCAACGGGAGCGUGAGCGAUGAGAGUCGCGUCGGAACGUCGAAGGAAGCGAAGAAGCCGGAGAAGUCGGAGAAGCCGGAGAAGUCGAAGAGCUCGCCGAAGAAGUACCAAUGCUCCGUGUGCAAGAAAGCGUUCUCGACGGCUUACAACUAUAAACAGCACAUUGGCAUACACUUUACGGAUCAGCAGAAGUUCCACUGCAAAGAGUGCGGAGUGUCCUUUGCCUGGAAAUCCACCCUGAACAAGCAUAUCGCGAGCACUCACAGCUCCAAUUGGCCGCCCAAGUUUGUCUGCGACAUUUGUCCGAGGGUCUACAGCACCUUGUCGCAAGUGAACGAGCACGUGAAGAGGGAUCACCUGAAGCAACGUAAUCACGUUUGCGACCACUGUGGCAAGUCCUUCUUCAAGAGCUUCGACCUGAAGACCCACAGCAGAACGCACACCAACGAACGCCCGUACGCGUGUCGGGUUUGCGGCAAGAGGUUUCACUAUCAGAGCCACAUCAUUCGUCACGAGCGCACGCAUUCGGGCGAGAGACCGUACGUUUGCGUAGUCUGCCAGAAGGCCUUCAUACAGCCCGGCUCGCUGAAGGUGCACGAGCAGAAGCACCGGCUGCUCAGGAUGGACAUCCUGAAUUACCAGAUCGACGAGGACGAUCCUAUCGCGUUGAUGACGUUAUAAAAGUUGCGCGACAUGUCUUACCUACGCGACCGUUAUUAUAUUGUAAGAGAUCACGCAGGUAUCUCUCAAUUUCUAUUUUAUCGCCAUUGUUAUCGCCAUAUUAUUUUUUUAACUAAACCCGUCUGAAACGUGGAA